GCAAUGGAGGAACUUGUAGUCUUUGGACUGACCAAAUCUGUUGGAGUGUCUAACUUUAGUAUCUCACAAAUUGAAAGGAUCUGCAAGAUGGCUAAACACAAACCUGUUACAAACCAGGUGGAAUGUCUCAUAUAUUGUCCACAGAAAGAGUUAUUUGAUGGAUGUAAGAAGCUUGAAGUUACAUUGACAGCUUACAGUCCAAUUGGUUCUCCAGGAAGGCCUGAAAAUCUAAAAGAGGCAGAUGAACCUGUUGCUUUAGAAGAUCCUUUCAUCCAAAGAAUAGCAAAGAAAUAUGGAAAAACGCCUGCACAGAUUUUGCUUCGAAAUCUCAUCCAAAGAGGUAUUAUUGUAACUCCAAAGAGUGUGACUCCAGAAAGAAUACGUGGCAAUUUUCAGGUUUUCGAUUUUUCUCUAUCUAAGGGAGAAAUGGGAUAUAUUGAUCAAAUAACAAUACAAAGACGUUACUUUGACAUGUCGGCAAUGUUCAAGGAUCACCCAGAGCGUCCAUGA
Saccostrea echinata is the source of this 510-nucleotide messenger RNA. Its product is annotated as aldose reductase-related protein 2-like. Gene Ontology annotation, molecular function: aldose reductase (NADPH) activity. The transcript is spliced from 6 exons. The coding region runs from base 4 to 510 and encodes 168 amino acids. Lineage: Eukaryota; Metazoa; Mollusca; Bivalvia; Ostreida; Ostreidae. The record is from RefSeq and is a predicted model, not a curated record. Gene Ontology annotation, cellular component: cytosol.